CGAGACUCAUCGGAAAUGCGCUUCUUGCUCGUUGAUCCUGUCGGGGACCCACUUAUCAGUAAAUUGUGAGGAAAAAUUUCCGGAGAACUUCUCAUUGUCUAAGUACUUUUUUCAUAUCUUUUCACAUUUUCCUCGAAAUAUGUAUUCCAUACUAAAAACCGUCUCAAAAGUUAACAGCGUUGCCUCCGUCGCACGAAGAGCGACCGGAGUCAGAACUCACAUCAUUUCUGGACCACCGACAAGGCCAAUCCCCAAAGCAAUAAGAGGUGUCAUUGGUGGCAUCCUGUUUGUGGGCUGCCUGGGUGUUCCAGCCUGGAUCACAUACCAUAUUCCAUCAUACUCUAAACGUUAAAUCAUGUUCGUAUCUUCUAAUUAUUUUGUCACUAGUUUGAAGAGUCUUCGCUCUUUUUAUUAUCUCUUGGAUUAAGUCAGUAAAAUUAUUACACCCAGCUAAAAUUGUUCGAUUAUUUUUUAAUUUCAACAUUUGUUUUUGAACUUACCAACCUGUAUAUGUUGUGAGCUUCAUAAAUGUAUCUUGUUAACAUAA
Molecule: messenger RNA, 547 nt
Organism: Bemisia tabaci
Lineage: Eukaryota; Metazoa; Arthropoda; Insecta; Hemiptera; Aleyrodidae
Gene: COX8
Product: Cytochrome c oxidase subunit 8
Biological process (GO): mitochondrial electron transport, cytochrome c to oxygen
Source: RefSeq, a predicted model, not a curated record